This is a messenger RNA of Gastrolobium bilobum, 862 nucleotides long. RefSeq lists its product as uncharacterized. Gene Ontology annotation, cellular component: nucleus; pre-snoRNP complex. The transcript has 8 exons. Gene Ontology annotation, biological process: box C/D snoRNP assembly; maturation of LSU-rRNA from tricistronic rRNA transcript (SSU-rRNA, 5.8S rRNA, LSU-rRNA); snoRNA localization. Lineage: Eukaryota; Viridiplantae; Streptophyta; Magnoliopsida; Fabales; Fabaceae. Bases 221 to 631 code for a protein of 136 amino acids. The record is from RefSeq and is a predicted model, not a curated record.
UUUUCCCUCAGUUGCUGAGAUAGGGUUAAAAAGUUGCUGACCCAGGUUGUGGGUUUUUCUGUUGUAUUAUUCCGUCUUGGAAGUGUCUAUCCCAAUCCUGCAAAAGCAAAACCGUGUCUACUGCCGACGACUUCAGCUGACGGCUCUGCCUUUUCUGAAUUUCCUUUUUAUUGUAUCCUUAAGCAUACGUGCUUGACCUUUUGGGUUCAGUUCAAGUUCAAUGGGUCCUCGACAGUGUCAAGUCUGCAACGAAGCUCAAUCCAAGUACAAGUGCCCUUCAUGUUAUGUACCUUAUUGUUCCCUUGUCUGUUUCAAGAAACACAAAGAAUUUCCAUGUGUCAAGCCGCUAUCAUCAGAUGCCAAAACAACUGCUGUUUUGGAAUCACUUGCAGAAAAGCCAUUAAAAAGGCCAUUAGUUGUUGAUGAACCCAGUGAGGUGUUGAAAAAAUUCCAACUGGAGGCUAUAGCCUCUUCCAGUGAGAUCCGUGAUGCUGUGAAUGAUAAGGCCCUUCAAGAACUAAUUUUCCGUAUUGAUUGUUCCCCAAAUGCAGAGAAUGAACUUGAUAAAGCAAUGUCCGAGGAGGCAUUUCGCUUGUUCACAGACAAGAUUUUAUCAACUAUCAAACCCUAGCUCUAAGCACGUGUUGCUGAAAGAAGAAUUUGUUUGUGGUAGAAAGUUAUAUGAAAGGAACAGCAGAUAAGCAUCUAAAUUUUGCAGGUUUUGGUUAAUCAAUAUUGCUUUUUCUUCUGUACAGCUCUGCCCUGUGAUUCAGCUUUUGAUAUAUAAGAAAUUUUGUAUCUUCAUUGAGCUAGUGUAUUGGUAAAAAGAUUGAUUUCGGUACACACAGGUUUUGCAGUUAUA